Molecule: messenger RNA, 2774 nt
Organism: Coccidioides posadasii C735 delta SOWgp
Lineage: Eukaryota; Fungi; Ascomycota; Eurotiomycetes; Onygenales; Onygenaceae
Source: RefSeq, a predicted model, not a curated record
CAGCCCACCGGAACACUCACUCAGCCGCCGAUAUUAGCGAGCGCCCUCUUCUAAAGAGCAGCGUUUGGGAAUACCCGAGGCGCCGAUGCAUUCUCGAUCGCUAUUGGGAUGAAAGUCGAGGAGUCGCUUGGGCGCUUCUCCUCGCCCCGACGAGGACAAAGUCGGCCGGCUCGCGCUGAGGCAUUUACGGUGUGAUGGCUGUGCCAUCCAACCGAAAUUUGCUUCUUUUGACUUUCUUGAAUUCUUCACUGGCGCGCUCGCUCGUUGCCUGAAUUUUCCCUUCGGCCCCAAGGUUCGUGGCAAUUCUUUUGAACGGUGAAUGAAGCGCUUGGGUCGGAUUUACUCUCAGGUGUGAUAAUGGGCUGGCUUUCUUGAAAGGCUCAUUUAACGAUCGUCAGCUAUCGACACGCCCCUCGCCAUGAUUACCAACAUUCCCGGCCCUGGGAUGUCCCCCGUCCGUCGUCUCUCUUACCACUCUCAUCACUCCGAAAUUGGCGAUCCGCUCUCCGAAUGGCUGGGCCCAAACGCAUUGAAGGACCUUGAUAUAGCCGAUGAACCACCUGCAGACUGGAUGGAGCAUCCAUGUCCCCGGGAGCUCCUAGAUUUUCCGGAGGCCACGGCCCCAGACCUUCUCCAAAUACUCAACCUAUCCGUGGAAGCAGACCUGUAUCGGAAUCAUGAAUAUGAGAAAGAGAUCGCCUUUCCUACAUUACCAGAAAAUCUACUAUCGCCGGUUGAACCGCCGGCGAAAAGAUCACAGGACCUGCCGAGAAGCGAUAGGGUGUCCGAGGUAAGUCGCUCUUCGACUGCCCUCUCCCGACGGAGCUUUACGUUUUCAAGGGAUGGCGCUUCGACCAAAUCUGCGUUUGGGAAGUUUUCUGUAAAAGCUCCAAAGGAGGUACGGGCGAUUUCAGUCUCAAUGAAGGGAAAAUACUCUGUCCAAGAAUGCGCAAGUUGUUUAGAGGGAAUCACCGACAAGAACCUCAUUCGCUUGGAAUGCCAACAUAGAUAUUGCUUAAAGUGCUUCUCCACCCUCGUCACUACUGCGAUGCACAACGAGACUCAGUUUCCUCCGCGAUGCUGCCUCCUAGAGAUCCCCAUAAAAGUAAUCCUCCACAACCUGAACAAUGCGAACAGGGAACUGUUCAAGGAAAAAACCCAUGAGUUCUCGAUUCCCGAACUAGAUCGGUGGUACUGCCAUUCGGCCACCUGCGGGAAAUGGAUUCCUCCGAAGAAGGUCAAGAGCGGCGCAACCGUGCAAAAGUGUCCAUUCUGCAAGGUUGAAAUAUGUGGGAUGUGUCGUGGUCCCGUGCACGUGAGUCUUCUAGACUGUCCAGGGGAUAUUGGCUUGGAAGCUACUCUUGAAGAGGCCGAUUUAUGCGGCUGGCGACGAUGUCCCCAAUGUCGUGCUAUGGUUGAAUUGAUUUCAGGAUGUCGCCAUAUGAUCUGCAAAUGUAGAGCGCAAUUCUGUUAUACAUGUGGUGCACGAUGGCGUACGUGCCAGUGUACUGAGGUUGACCAACGGCGCCGAGAAGAAGAACUACAGGAUCGACGAUUCGAGAGGAAUGCGGCGGCGGAAUUAGAAGCUCGGGAACUUGCCGAUGCAUUGGCUGAGAUCGAACGGCUGGAACAGCGUGAGGCUGAGGAAAUAGUGCGGCGGGAAGAGGCGCGAAGACGGGCAGAGGAAGAGGAGGCGCGUGAAAGGGAAGCCCAACGGAUGAUGGCGAUAGCUGAGUCGACACGGAAUAUGCGCCUGGCGCUCGACAGAAUUAAUAAGUUACAGCAAACAGUAUUAAUCAAGAGGCACGAAGCGGAUGCGAGUUCCCUGCAGGAGGAGCUACAAGACCAGGUGAAGCAAUUUGAGCUUAGAAGACAGCGGCUGGAGUCUGCUCUCCGGUCAAAUGUGGAGAAACGCACAAAGAUGCUUGCUUCGUCCCACGACGCAGAAAUUAAGGAGUUGACCUCGAAACAUGAGGAAGAAGAGGAUGAAAUGUUCAUUAGCCUGUCAAGGCAUUUGAAAAAUAAGCCGAAUCGGGAAGAGCGCGAGAAGUCCUGCAUGGACAAACUUAAAGCCUUGCAGGAUGAGAAAAUCGCUGCCACGUACAAGGCUCACGAAGAAGCGCGGAAUGAACUGGAGUUGAAAACCGAGAUAGAGAACAAGUCAUUGGAAGCAGCGUUAGUUAAGGAACAAAGUUCUUUUCCGAGUAUCGACCGUCGUGUUGAUCUCGCCAAACGGAUCACGAUUGACCGGCAUUGGUUCCGAGUCGUGGUCAGGAAACGAUCGGAUCUUCUCGAACUCCAUCGAACGCGUCUCGUCCGAGGUGAAAGCUCUCCCGAGGAACCUUAUCUUAAACGGUCACACUUCACGAGGUCGUCGAAGCCACCGUCCCCUCCUCCUACUUAUCCUCUUCCUCCACCUCCUUCAGUGGUGUCUGCGUGUACACCAAGUAGGCCUGGAUCUUCAAAUACCCCCAUGUUUCCUCCGCCACCGGACUCGCCAAAUCCACAGUACUCCCUUUUCUCACGACACCCAGAAGUACCCCACACGCCAUCUCCCCUAACUACGGCUCCGGUUACCAUAUCCACGUUUGAGGCUAAGCAGGAGCAGGCGUCGCUGAAAGAGCUAAUUCUCAAGAGUUCCCGCAAUCGACGGCUGAACCAGUCUGCAUUCUCUUCACUCAGUAGUUAGAUUUUCUCUUUUUCUCGUUUUGGAACCUAGUAGUACAAUCGGGGUUCUUAUUUGUUGCGGCGGCGACUUUCUCCUCUAUCAGCAG